UGUGCCUUAACCUGAUUUUGAGCAAACUUAAAGCCUAUCUCCACCCUCAGCUCCUCAAUAUAAAUAUAUCUAUGCCUUCUACAUUUUCAUCACAAGCAUAUUAGCAUUUCAUCCCAUACAUUAAGCUCUCUCUGAAAAACUCGAUCUCUAAAAAAACACCAUGAUCAGUCCCAAGAAGCUCAUCAAGUUGGCCAAGAAAUGGCAGACAUUUGCUGCCAUCAGGAGGAGGAGGAUUUCCUUUCCAAAGCAAAACAAGGGCACAGACGGUUGUAGUACAUCGUCUGUGGUUAGCAAGGGGCAUUUUGUGCUCUACACAGCUGACCAAAAGCGGUUUGUGGUUCCCCUAGCUUUUCUUGACAACGAAAUCAUCAGGCAACUAUUAAUGAUGUCUGAAGAAGAAUUCGGGCUUCCAAGUGAUGGACCAAUUACGUUGCCGUGUGAUGCAAUCUUCUUGGAGUACAUCAUAUCUCUUCUCUCCCACGGUGCAAGAGACGAGCUUCAGAAUGCUUUGCUUCUUUCAGUUACUUCGAGUCGUUGCUCCUCAGUUUUAUAUCAAGAAGGGAGGAACCAGCAAUUGGCCGUUUUCUGACUUGAUUGUCAGCACUUUUUAAAAUCUUUGUAAAUGAUAACAAACUAAAUGUAGCUUUUUUUUUUUUUUUUUUGAAAACCACUAAAUGUAGCUUAGUACAUGUAGAUUUCAAGUUUUCUAUAUAACAAUUUUUGAGGCACUAAAAGAAGUUGUUUCAUGACUCAA
This is a messenger RNA of Ipomoea triloba (trilobed morning glory), 754 nucleotides long. Its product is annotated as auxin-responsive protein SAUR68-like. The record is from RefSeq and is a predicted model, not a curated record. Gene Ontology annotation, biological process: response to auxin. Bases 161 to 589 code for a protein of 142 amino acids. NCBI's taxonomy places the organism in Eukaryota, Viridiplantae, Streptophyta, Magnoliopsida, Solanales, Convolvulaceae. The transcript has a single exon.